UUGUCUCCUUGAUGAACCACGUGCUGCUCGAGCGUCAAAUUCGCCCAAUUUAUGAUGCCGUCGACUCGGGAUCAAAUAAGUUAGCAGUGCAGCAAUGUAACAAGCUCUUGAAAAAGUUUCCUUCAUUGGAUAUUGUCAAAGCCUUGAAAGCACUUGCCAUCGUACGUCUAAAUAAGGUUGAGGAAUGUCUCCCUAUCUGCGAUGAAGUCCUUGCAAAUAAACCGACGGACUUGGAUACGUUGAACGUCAUGAUGCUCGUUUUACGAGCUCUAGGGAGACAUUCUGACCUUGUCACGAUGUAUGACGAAGCGUAUCGUGCUCAGCCUGGAAACGAGGAACUUGGCGCUCAAGACUUUUUCGCAAAUGUACGCACAGGGAACUGGAAAGCAUCUCAACAAAUUGCACAGCGUCUGCAUAAGUCAUUUGCAGCAUCUAGUGGGGAUCGUUAUUUGUAUUGGUCUGUGCUAGCAGCAACACUGCAGGCGAAUGACAGUACUACACCCCCUCCAAUGCGUCCAAUGCUGCAGAAGCUAGCGCACCGGCUACUUCAGGGUGUUGAGAUACCUCCCCAUGCAUCAGCGGAUCGCUUGCACGUACACCUAAGUGUUCUCAAGUCUCUCGAGAUGUAUGAUAAUGCGGCUGCUUUAGUGGAUACUAUGGAGGGUAAGGCAUUAGCAAAAACAAGCCUUAUUGUCGAUGAGGUGCGGCGUGAGCUCGUGCGCGCACGGAAAGACUUCAAAGCCGAAGGGGAAUGGGCGCGAGAGAAACUAGCCAAUGAGGAUCGUAAUUGGCUCGAAUUUCUUGCUGUUAUUGAAGCUGCAUUUGUGGAACCGACCGAAACGAUUAUGACGGAAACUCGUGAACUAUUCCGUAAACUCGCGGAGUCUGACGGUCUGAGAGAUCGCGGUGCUUUGCUUGCGUCUUUGGAAUUUGAACGUCGAGCACGGGAACAGAACCUCGGUCAUGAUUUUGAAUUGGAAACUGGCAUUAUGGGGCUCAUUAAAACAUACUUCGAGCGAUUUGGAGAUAAGCCAUCCUGUUUUGAGGACCUGAGGCCGUAUGUCGCAUUGGAGGGUGAAGAGCUCUCAAAAUUAUCUUCAUAUCUCGACUCUCAGGACUGUCAAGUUGAUACAGCGGUCAAUGCACAGCGUUCAAUAAACAUUUGCAAGCUGCAACGGUUCAUUCUGCCGUCGGCAGAAAUAACUGUCGAGAAAGAGACUGCUCGUGCAUUAGAGUAUCUACGAACUUACAUAGACGCUCUUCCACUUGGAAAGGAGCUUCCGAGUACGGAACUUCAGCCUGCGGAUGACCUCGCCCUUCUUGCUGCACAGGCCUUUGUUAACUCGUGGAAGCUGGACGGUAAUGUGAGUUGGCUGUACACGGCGGCUUCUGUUCUCGAAUAUGCGGCGCAACGUAGCAAGAACAGCUAUCUCAUCCGAUUACAUCUCGUUCGCAUUCACCGCCUCCUAUCCGCGUCUUCCCUUGCUCUGCAGCACUAUCGCGCAAUGCGCGUCAAGCAAAUCCAGACCGAUACUCUGUCACACUUCCUACUAGCACGGGCGUCAACAUAUUCGCUUGCUGCGGCUGGUGACCUGACACUUACUACGGAGUGCGUAGAAGCGAGCAAUAUCUACGCUUCUAAUUCACAGGAUACUUCAGAAUUCAUCGUGCGGGCGUUUGCUCAGGAGAAGUAUUCCCAGAUUCCUGAUCUGAUCGACUUUGAGGAACGCCUAGACAACUCUUUGCAAAGAGAUCUGGUAAAGAUUGAACAUGUUCGGAUGCGACUCGCACAUGAGGGUCUUUCGCAAGACCUCGUCGAUAUGGAACUUAUCGAGCUGAAGUUCAUCUUUGAUCGAACACACCAUGAUAAUCGCGAUUUUGAUGUCCUCCCGAACUAUCAGCCACGCGGACAACCGACAUUCAACGACCAGACACUGCUGAUCAAUUCACCAGGCCUAGGCUGGCUCACGACGUUCCUACGUAUCUACAUCCGUAUUUUCCUUCUCGCGAGUGACAUCGAUGACACCGUCGAGGAGAAGCUGCUCAUUGGUGAUCGACCAAAAGUCGCAGAUAUCCCAGAGAACAAAAUCCCGCUGCGGGAGCGCAUCCACUUACGAAAGGAAGAAGAGCUGAACGAGUUAUCCACUGAUGAACGUUCACUUUUCGAAUACGUCUCAGCAUUAUGCGACUGGCUAACACCUUACCACAACCAUGCUCGUCCGCCACCGGAGACCGUCCUUGCGGAAGCUACGAAAGCUCAAGAGCAACAGCGCAACGGAAAGGCCGCGGCGACUUCCAAAGCAGCGAGGGCUUCGCCUAACGGGUCGCCAUCGCCGCCGACGAAUGGACAGAAGAAGGUCUGCGAGGAGCCUCCACCUGUGAAGGAUGCACCAGAGACUGUCAUUGGCCACUUUGACGCUAUGGCUGCUCGAUUUAAAGUGCUUAUUGGAGAAAAGCAUCUUCCUUGGGAGGCACUCCAUGUUGCUACACUCACUCAGGAGGCGGCACUUAUGCUUGCCCUUGUAUCACUCCGCUUUAAGACUCCUGCUGUCGUAAAGCAAAACAAACUCGGUGCAUUAACCACGAGCCUGAGAACGCUUCGUCAAAAAGCUGUAUCGGCACUCAAGGAGAUGUCAGCAGAGCUGACGAAGAUAGGUGCUCACGAGGGUACUGCUGAGGCUCGGCGUGCGUUCGUAACUGCUUGCAAGCUAAUUCAGGACUAUCCCGGAUUCGAUAACGAUGCCCUCGUGGAUAUCGCCAAGCGUGUCUGCGACUCACGUAAGCGCGUUAUUGAGGGCGUAGCAAAGGGUAUCACGAAGGUGGCAACGACUCAUCUGCAGUAAAAAUACUUCACGAAUCAUGAUUUCUCGUCUGCUUAUGCCAACGUCAUUACUCUUUGUUUGUCUCGCGAACUUGCUUUGCACAACAAAUUCGUGACAGUGUUAUGACUUAUAGAUGCCUGUUGCCCCUGCUGAUGUCACGUCCAGUUCAAGCCCAACCAAUUAAUCCCCUCUCAAACUUCUUUUAUCUUCGUCUAUCAUUCAUACAUUAGCAUACAACAUAUCGAUCUAUUGCUGUUUCAAUCUCUGACACUCAUGCUCAAAUUCAUUGUAC
Molecule: messenger RNA, 3114 nt
Organism: Fomitiporia mediterranea MF3/22
Lineage: Eukaryota; Fungi; Basidiomycota; Agaricomycetes; Hymenochaetales; Hymenochaetaceae
Product: actin cytoskeleton organization protein
Exons: 18
Coding region: 12-2843 (943 amino acids)
Biological process (GO): N-terminal peptidyl-methionine acetylation
Cellular component (GO): NatB complex; cytoplasm
Molecular function (GO): protein binding; protein-N-terminal amino-acid acetyltransferase activity
Source: RefSeq, a predicted model, not a curated record